AUGGAUGGAUGUGGAUGUGGUGGUGGCUUGGACGGAUUCGCCUCAUCCGACCCUCGGAUAAAGGGGAGGGGGGUGGCAGCAAUGGGUGGUGUUGGGGGUCAGAAGGAAUUCCAUCGGACUAGGAUAUACCGAGUAGGGAAGUUGGUAGUUGGUAGAUGGCAGUGCAGAAGAGUGCUUAAAGGGGUAAAUAGCUACUGA
This is a messenger RNA of Aspergillus niger, 198 nucleotides long. RefSeq lists its product as hypothetical. The coding region runs from base 1 to 198 and encodes 65 amino acids. NCBI's taxonomy places the organism in Eukaryota, Fungi, Ascomycota, Eurotiomycetes, Eurotiales, Aspergillaceae. The transcript has 3 exons. The record is from RefSeq and is a predicted model, not a curated record.